This is a messenger RNA of Drosophila pseudoobscura, 1905 nucleotides long. RefSeq lists its product as uncharacterized. Bases 106 to 1770 code for a protein of 554 amino acids. NCBI's taxonomy places the organism in Eukaryota, Metazoa, Arthropoda, Insecta, Diptera, Drosophilidae. The transcript has a single exon. The record is from RefSeq and is a predicted model, not a curated record.
AACCCUUUGUAGGCACUUUGUGUACACUACAAUUUCCAGACAUCACUGAAAACAAGCUCAAACAACAAACGCUCACACAGAUACACACAUACAGAGCGAUAAACCAUGCCAAGCAGUGCCCGGGCGGAGCAGGAGCAGGAGCAGCAGCAGAGGUCCUCCAACCACUAUUCAGACCGGCCUGGACCAAAGCUAAGGAUCCCCGCCUCGGUGGCGCAGGCGACCUGGCACCGGCACCGAAAGAGCCGCACCAGACGGGCCUUGGCGUCGGCCCUGGACCGUCUUCGGGUGAUGGAGAAGAUGGUGCAGCUUCAGACUAAGCGGCACGAUCGACUGCUGAGCAGCCUCCAGGAGUGCGGGGGCACCGGCAAGGGCACCCACAAAGGCACCCACAACGGCACCCACAAUGGCACCGCCCCCGCCACACGCACUGGCACUGGCAGUGUGGAGACCCUGAUCCGUGGCUCGGAGAAGGAGGAGGAGGCGGAGACGAGCGGCCAGGGCUGGCAGACGUUCAUGGACUCGGUGAGGUGUCGCCUGAACGUCAACCAGGUGGUGCGACAGGUGCGCAACGAUGCCGCCCUCACGCUGGACUUUGUGGUGCUGCUGGUGGCCGCCGCGCUGAUCUCGUGCGUGGGUCUGGUGGGGAACAGCUACCUGCUGCUGUCCAGCAGCAUGCUCAUCUCGCCGCUGAUGGGGCCGAUCAUUGCCGGCACGUUCGGGUCGGUGAUCGGCGACCGGGGCCUGUGGUGGCUGGGCUUCAAGAACGAGCUGAUCGGCAUCGCCGUCUCGGCGGGAAUCGGGUUCAUCUUCGGCGUGCUCGUGUUUCGCUUGGGCCCCUUCUUCGCCAUCGGCUCGGGCCUCACCGAGGAGAUCGUCUCGCGCUGCACCAUCCACGCCCUGGCCAUUGGCAUCAUGACGGCCCUGGUCUCGGGCGCCGCGGGAGCCAUCGCCGUUUUGGGCGGCAACACCGGCUCCCUGGCGGGCGUCGCCAUCUCGGCCUCACUGCUGCCGCCGGCGGUGAACGCGGGCCUGCUGUUCGCCCUGGCCCUGGGCGCUCGGGUCCUGCACCGCGACCACGAGCUCAUCCAGACCCUCGGCAAGCACCACGAGUACUCGAACAACCUGGAGACCGAGCUGCUGGUCUGCGCUCUGGUCAGCAUGGCCCUGGCCCUCGUGAAUGUCGUCUGCAUUUGGGUGACGGGCGUGAUCGUGCUGCUCAUCAAGGAGGUGACGCCGGCGGUGCAGCGGAACCAGCAGUUCUGGCGCCACGACGUCCGUACCGCCCGCAGGGCGGCGCACCGGGAUCCGGCCCUCCAGGAGGCCAUCAACCGGUGGGACGAGCGGAGCCAGAGCCAGCUGGACUUCGGUGCGGACAUCGACCUGGAGGCCCCGCAGUACCAGAACACCUGGUCGCCCGGCAUGGACCGAAUGCCCAUCAGGGAGCAUCUGCAGAGCAACUACCACACGGUCCACGGCUUCCAGGAGCUCUGCUUCACCCUCCAGAAGCUCAAGCAGGAUCAGACUCUGGGCGGCCAGAGGGCGACCUCCACGGGGCCCACUGUAAUGGAGCUGUUCGCCAGCAUCAAGCAGGACAAGAGGGAGAGAGAAGUCAGCAAGGCAAAGGCCUCCUGCUCCGAGACAGUCCUGACCGGCAGGAGCGGUACCAGCCGUGGGCAUGGAGCCUCGAUCUGCCCUCCAGAUCGUCCGCUGCGCCUGCUGCCCAUCGGCAGGGCACCCAUCGAGAAGGAGGAGGACGAAUCGGAAGCUUAGCUCUGGUUUGCUCUGGAAAUUGUAGCUAACCAUGGGACGGUAGCCGACUUCUGCAAAGCAACUACUUUCUGUCGCAUUAUCUUGUUUGAAAUGCUCCCUCUAAAGGCCAUCUUCCAUGUGAAAGUUGAAUCUCUA